Penicillium concentricum is the source of this 741-nucleotide messenger RNA. RefSeq names its product MBL fold metallo-hydrolase. NCBI's taxonomy places the organism in Eukaryota, Fungi, Ascomycota, Eurotiomycetes, Eurotiales, Aspergillaceae. The transcript is spliced from 2 exons. The record is from RefSeq and is a predicted model, not a curated record. The coding region runs from base 1 to 741 and encodes 246 amino acids.
AUGGCUCCAUCAACCUUCAAGGGCUCCUUCAGCAUUACGCACAUUGGCACAGCCACAGCCAUCUUUGAGAUUGACGAUAUCAAGCUUCUGACCGAUCCCUUUUUCUCACCCGCGGGCACAAGCUGGGACAUGGGCGGGGGUAAUUUCCUGAAGAACACUGAAACCCCUGCUCUUGGGCUCGAAAACUUGCCUGCCAUCGAUGCCAUUCUCCUCAGCCACGAAGAUCAUCCUGACAACUUGGAUGAAAUUGGUCGUCAGCUGUUGCAUGGACGUCACCCGUGGGAAACCGCCUCCGUCGUCCUCGGCGGCCAGAAAUAUGAAGUCACUGCCACCCCAUGUCAGCAUCUGCCCGGCGGCGAAUGUACUGGUUUUAUUCUGACCAAGGCGGAGUUCGGUGUCAGUGCUGAUGGUCGCCCCAAUGCGAUCUAUUUCACUGGAGACACUGUCUAUAUCGACGAACUUGCUAAAAUCCCAGAGAAGUUCCAUAUCGUUGCUGCUGUGAUGAACUUGGGGUCUGCCUUUGCUGCUAUGCCCGACGGACCGCUUCAAAUCACAAUGGAUGGCAAACAGGCUGCUCAUCUUUUCCACACCAUCAAGGCGGACUAUCUUGUGCCCAUGCAUUAUGAAUCUUGGGGCCACUUUACCCAGUUUGGAAAAGAUUUGGUAGGGGAGUUCCAGGAGGAAGGAAUUAUUGAUAAUGUUCGCUGGCUCACUCCCGGAAAAUCGGUGAAGAUUUUGUAA